AGCGGGAGGGGCCGGCGCGCCGUAUAAAGUCUCGGAAAAGCGGGCGAGCGGGGAUCAGAGACGCGCGCGGAAAGCCGUGUGGAUCGCGCUCGCUCCCCCGCCCCGGGCUUCUCUUGCUGCUUUUGCGCCAGAGGAAGGCGGCUGCGGUGUCGACAAGCCAGGAUGUCCAAGGGCCCAGCUGUAGGCAUUGAUCUGGGGACCACGUACUCCUGCGUGGGCGUCUUCCAGCAUGGCAAGGUGGAGAUCAUCGCCAACGACCAGGGCAACCGCACCACCCCCAGCUACGUGGCCUUCACGGACACGGAGCGCCUCAUCGGGGAUGCCGCCAAGAACCAGGUGGCCAUGAAUCCCACCAAUACCGUCUUCGAUGCGAAGCGCCUGAUCGGCCGCCGUUUCGACGACCCGGUGGUGCACUCCGACAUGAAGCACUGGCCCUUCUGCGUGAUCAACGACGCAGGCCGCCCCAAGGUGCAGGUGGAGUACAAAGGCGAGACAAAGACCUUCUACGCAGAGGAGAUCUCCUCGAUGGUCCUCACCAAGAUGAAGGAAAUCGCGGAGGCCUACCUGGGCAAGAAUAUUGCCAACGCCGUCAUCACAGUCCCGGCCUACUUCAACGAUUCGCAGCGGCAGGCCACCAAGGACGCGGGCACCAUCGCCGGCCUCAACGUCCUCCGCAUCAUCAACGAACCCACCGCUGCAGCCAUCGCCUACGGGCUGGACAAAAAGGUGGGCGGCGAGCGUAACGUUCUGAUCUUUGACCUGGGCGGCGGCACCUUCGACGUCUCUAUUCUGACCAUCGAGGACGGCAUCUUCGAGGUGAAGUCCACCGCAGGGGACACCCACUUGGGAGGCGAGGAUUUCGACAACCGCAUGGUGAACCACUUCGUGUCGGAGUUCAAGCGCAAGCACAAGAAAGACAUCACCGACAACAAGCGGGCCGUCCGGCGCCUGCGCACGGCCUGCGAGCGGGCCAAGCGCACCCUCAGCUCCUCCACCCAGGCUUCCAUUGAGAUCGACUCCCUCUACGAGGGCAUCGAUUUCUACACCUCCAUCACCCGGGCCCGCUUCGAAGAGCUGAACGCAGACCUCUUCCGGGGGACCCUGGAGCCCGUGGAGAAGGCCUUGCGCGACGCCAAGCUGGACAAGGCCCAGGUGCACGACAUCGUGCUGGUGGGGGGCUCAACCCGCAUCCCCAAGAUCCAGAAGCUGCUGCAGGACUUCUUCAACGGCAGGGAGCUUAACAAGAGCAUCAACCCCGAUGAGGCGGUGGCUUACGGAGCAGCUGUCCAGGCUGCCAUCCUGUGUGGGGACAAAUCCGAGAACGUGCAGGACCUGCUGCUGCUGGACGUCACGCCCCUGUCCCUGGGCAUCGAGACGGCCGGCGGGGUGAUGACCGCCCUCAUCAAGCGCAACACCACCAUCCCCACCAAGCAGACCCAGACCUUCACCACCUACUCCGACAACCAGCCAGGGGUCCUCAUCCAGGUCUACGAAGGAGAACGUGCCAUGACCAAAGACAACAAUUUGCUGGGUAAAUUUGAACUGACAGGGAUCCCCCCUGCUCCUCGGGGUGUCCCCCAGAUUGAGGUGACGUUCGAUAUUGAUGCCAACGGGAUCCUCAACGUGUCCGCGGUCGACAAGAGCACUGGCAAGGAGAACAAGAUCACCAUCACCAACGAUAAAGGCCGGCUUAGCAAGGAGGAGAUCGAGCGCAUGGUCCAAGAAGCAGAGCAGUACAAGGCCGAGGACGAAAUCCAGAGGGAAAAGAUUGCAGCCAAGAACUCCCUGGAAUCUUUGGCCUUCAACAUGAAGAGCACAGCAGAGGAUGAGAAGCUCAAGGACAAGCUGUCCCCAGAGGAUAAGCAGAAGAUCCUGGACAAGUGCAAUGAGGUCAUUUCCUGGCUGGACAGGAACCAGAUGGCGGAAAAGGAUGAAUAUGAGCACCAGCAGAAGGAGCUGCAGAACGUGUGCAACCCCAUCAUCACCAAGCUGUACCAAGGGGCCGGGGGCAUGCCGGGCGGGAUGCCGGGCGGGAUGCCCGGGGGCUUCCCAGGAGCAGGAGGGGCUGGCGGAGGCUCCUCGGGACCCACCAUUGAGGAAGUGGAUUGAGCGCCUUUCUCCGAAAUCCCGCGCGGGUGGGUCAGGAAGGAUGCCAGUCCCCUUGGGGGCCGCCUUUGAUUUUGCUUCACCUUCACGGCCUCAUCCUCCCACCUUUUCCUCCUCUCUGAUCUCUUUCUGCGGCUACGCCUCCAGCCCUCGCCUUCUCUCUGCUCUGUUCUGACGUUGAGCAUGUCUUACUGCCAAACGGAAACUUUUUGUGGUGCUCACAUAAAUAAAUUAUUGCACUUUUUGUCAUCCUGC
This is a messenger RNA of Varanus komodoensis (Komodo dragon), 2361 nucleotides long. Its product is annotated as heat shock cognate 71 kDa protein-like. Lineage: Eukaryota; Metazoa; Chordata; Lepidosauria; Squamata; Varanidae. Bases 163 to 2109 code for a protein of 648 amino acids. The transcript has 9 exons. Gene Ontology annotation, biological process: vesicle-mediated transport; cellular response to unfolded protein; protein refolding. The record is from RefSeq and is a predicted model, not a curated record. Gene Ontology annotation, cellular component: cytoplasm; nucleus; cytosol. Gene Ontology annotation, molecular function: ATP-dependent protein folding chaperone; heat shock protein binding; misfolded protein binding.